This is a messenger RNA of Nicotiana tabacum (common tobacco), 2687 nucleotides long. The record is from RefSeq and is a predicted model, not a curated record. NCBI's taxonomy places the organism in Eukaryota, Viridiplantae, Streptophyta, Magnoliopsida, Solanales, Solanaceae.
GGUCAUGGUAUUGAUUCUGAUGUUCUGCAUCCGAAGCUUAUAGAUUCACUCAGCCAUUCAAACAUUGAGCUUGUUGCAUGUGGUGAGAAUCAUACUUGUGCCGUAACACUCUCCGGAGAUUUGUACACAUGGGGUGAUGGUGAUUUUGGUCUUCUUGGGCAUGGAAAUGAAGUUAGUCAUUGGGUCCCCAAAAGAGUAAAUGGACCCUUAGAGGGCAUACACGUUUCCUAUAUCUCGUGUGGGCCCUGGCAUACUGCUGUGGUGACCUCUGCUGGUCAAUUAUUUACUUUCGGCGAUGGUACUUUUGGUGUUCUUGGUCAUGGAGACAGAAAAAGUGUUUCUAAACCUAGGGAAGUGGAGUCUUUAAAGGGGCUUCGAACUGUUCGAGCAGCUUGUGGGGUUUGGCAUACUGCAGCGGUUGUUGAAGUCAUGGUCGGAAGCUCAAGUUCAAGUAAUUGUUCAUCAGGAAAACUUUUUACUUGGGGAGAUGGUGAUAAAGGUAGACUUGGGCAUGGUGAUAAGGAGUCAAAACUUGUACCUACCUGUGUUGCAGCUCUUGUUGAACCAAACUUUUGCCAGGUUGCUUGUGGACACAGCUUGACAGUUGCAUUGACGACUUCUGGUCAUGUAUAUACAAUGGGGAGUCCUGUAUAUGGGCAAUUAGGUCAUCACCAAGCUGAUGGGAAGCUGCCCCGUCGUGUUGAAGGCAAGCUGGCAAAGAGUUUUGUGGAGGAGAUUGCUUGUGGUGCUUAUCAUGUUGCUGUCUUGACUUCUCGAACUGAAGUUUACACAUGGGGAAAGGGGGCAAACGGAAGAUUGGGUCAUGGGGAUACUGAUGACAGAAAUUCUCCAACUUUAGUGGAAGCUUUAAAAGACAAGCAAGUCAAAAGUAUUGCUUGUGGUACUAAUUUUACUGCUGCUAUUUGCCUUCAUAAAUGGGUAUCAGGGGUCGACCAAUCCAUGUGUUCUGGCUGUCGUCUUCCUUUUAACUUUAAAAGGAAACGCCACAACUGUUAUAACUGUGGGCUUGUCUUUUGUCAUUCAUGUAGCAGCAAGAAAUCACUGAGGGCAUCAAUGGCACCGAAUCCCAAUAAACCCUAUCGUGUCUGUGACAAUUGCUUCAGUAAAUUGAAAAAAGCUAUUGAAACCGAUGCUUCUUCUCAGUCUUCUAUGAGUCGACGAGGAAGCACGCAUCAGGCGUCAACUGAUAUAACAGACAAGGACACUAAGUCAGAAACAAGGUCUCGGCCUCAACUCGCUAGAUUUUCUUCAAUGGAAUCCUUCAAACAUGUAGAAAACCGUUCUUCCAAACAGAAGAAAAAACUUGAAUUUAACAGCAGCCGUGUGUCACCUAUUCCAAAUGGUACCUCUCAAUGGGGAGCUCUCAACAUUUCCAAGUCUUUUAAUCCAGUAUUUGGCUCGUCCAAGAAAUUCUUUUCAGCUUCAGUUCCUGGAUCAAGAAUUGUUUCUCGAGCAACAUCACCAAUAUCUAGACGGCCAAGUCCACCUCGUUCUACUACGCCAACUCCAACAUUGGGUGGACUCACAUCUCCAAAGAUUGUUUUGGACGACGCUAAAAGGACAAACGAUGGCCUUAGCCAAGAGGUUAUCAAAUUAAGAGCACAGGUGGAAAAUCUCACGCGCAAGGCUCAACUUCAAGAGAUAGAACUGGAAAGAUCUGGUAAGCAGCUAAAGGAGGCAAUAGCCAUUGCUGGAGAAGAGACUGCCAAAUGCAAAGCAGCAAAAGAAGUUAUCAAGUCACUUACUGCUCAGCUGAAGGAGAUGGCUGAGAGGUUACCAGUAGGUGCUUCCCGGAACAUCAAAUCUCCUACAUCUUUUUCCUUGGCUUCCAAUCUUACCGCCGGUGAUAUACCAAAUGGCUGUAUUGACCGAAUUCAUAGUCAACUAACUUUCCAAGAUGUGGAGUCAAAUGUAUCUAACAGCCAACUACUUUCUAACGGAUCAAGCAAUGCCAGUAAUCGCAAUGCUGUUCAAAACAGACAAGGGUUUCCAGAACCAACCCCAAGAAAUGGGGCCAGAACAAAAGAAGGUGAUUCUCGUAAUGAGAAUGAAUGGGUCGAACAAGAUGAACCAGGUGUAUAUAUUACACUUACCUCCCUACCUGGAGGUGUCAAAGAUCUUAAACGUGUUCGCUUCAGUCGAAAACGAUUUAGCGAGAAACAAGCUGAACAGUGGUGGGCAGAGAACCGCGCAAGAGUUUAUGAGCAGUAUAACGUCCGCAUGGGGGACAAGUCAAGUGUUGGCAGUGUAAGCGAGGACUUACCACAUUGAAACAUGCUAAUAAAUUUGUAAGUGAUUUUUUCUUUUCUUGACCUCUUCUUUUUCUUCUUCCCUGUCGGAAAAAUCUCUGCUUUACGGGGAAGUUCAUAUUCAUCGCUUAGUUUGGCUUCUCAAAUCUGUGGGGUGGUAUCAGGGGUUGUCAUAAAAAAGAACUAGGAUUAGAGGUUUGCUUCUAAGUUUUCAUUAGAUUUUUCAUCUUCUUCUUAUGGCUUGACCUGUUAUUUUUCCUUUUUCCAUUUCCCCCCUCCAUAAUGGUGUUUGUGGGGAAUUGAGGGUGAGAGAUGUAAAGUUUUAACUGCUUGCUCUUAUUGAGAGUAGCUUCCUUGUAAAUUUCUCUAGUAAAUGCAUCUUCUGAUUUCAAAUCCCUACCCUCUUUUUACAUUCCA